GCGCAGGAGGUGCCCUCUCGAAACGAAACGAGGCUACUCCAUGCCGCGAUCACAAAACUCAAACCCUCCUCUCCUCUCCUCUUCUCGUAUGCCGGCCACCCUCCGCGCCAUCCUCGCGGCCCCGAGCCCUCUCCCCGCGCGCGCGCUCCCCGCAGCCCAGGCCCUCCUCCUCACCUCGGGCCUCGCCGCGGACGCCGCCGUCCUCGCGCAUUUCGCCAGGCACUUCGCCUCCGCGACGCGCGCGCCCGCGGACGCCGUCAAGGCGCUGCUCCGCCUCCGCCCGCGCCCGCUCUGCGCGCACCCGUUCAACGCCCUCAUCUCCCACCUCACCCUCUCCGGCGAUCCCUCCGCCGCGUUCCGUGUCUUCGCGGUCCUCGCCGCUGGAGGCGACGCCGGGCGUCCAGACGGGUACACGCUCCCGGCCGCGCUCAAGGCGUGCGCGCGGCUCGGCGGCGGCCUCCGCGAGGGCCGCCAGGCGCACGCGGUCGCGGCCAGGGGCGGGUUCCUGGGGCGCCUCCCCGUCCGCAACGCGCUGGUCACGCUGUACGGCGCGUGCGGCGUGUGCGGCGACGCCAGGAGGGUGUUCGACGAAAUGGCGGGGCGGGACGUCGUGUCCUGGACCGCGCUGGUGUCCGCGUUCGUCAGGGGAGGGAGGUUCGCCGAGGCACUGGCGGUGUUUGGCGAGAUGGACGUUGCGCCGAACGAGGGGACAUUGGCUAGCACGCUGGUCGCCUGCGGGAGGCUGGGGGCUGUGCACGCUGGGAAGGCUGUGCACGGGCGGUGUCUUAAGAGGGAGAGGGAGCUGGAACUCAUCGUUGGGAAUGCCUUGCUAGAUAUGUAUGUCAAGUGCGAGAAGUUGGAUCUUGCAAGACGGGUGUUCGACAGGCUCUUGGUGAGGGACAUUGUUUCUUGGACGGUCAUGAUAAGUGGUUUGGUGCACUGCAGGCUUCCGAGCGAGGCAUUAGAGCUGUUCAAUGGGAUGCAGACAUCAGGGGUGAAGCCAGAUAAGGUUGUUCUCUCCACUGUCCUCUCAGCUUGUGCGAGCUUAGGCGCGCUGGAGUCUGGGAGGUGGGUGCAUGAAUACAUAGAGCGUAAAGGCAUCGAGUGGGAUGUGCAUGUGGGGACGUCAUUGGUUGAUAUGUACGCAAAGUGUGGGUGCUUGGAAACUUCUCUUUCAAUCUUCCAUAAGAUGCCUGUGAAGAAUGUAUCAUCUUGGAAUGCGCUGAUCAAUGGGUUCACAUUGCAUGGUCAUGGUAGGGAAGCUCUUGUGUACUUUGACAGGAUGGUGACUUCAGGCUUGCCCCCCAAUGAAGUCACCUUUAUAAUCGUCCUUGGUGCUUGCUGCCACACAGGUUUGGUGCAACAAGGCCUCGGGUUGUUUAAUUUGAUGAAAAAUUCGUACAAGCUCUCGCCAUGGGAAGAGCAUUACGGUUGCAUGGUUGAUCUUCUUGGCAGAGCUGGGCUCAUCCAGGAAGCAUAUGGUUUAGUUAAGGUCAUGCCUAUGACGCCUGCUGUGUCCACGUGGGGAGCCCUGCUGAGUGCAUGCCAAGCUCAUGGGCGUGUAGAGUUUUCACAGCAGAUUCUAAGGCAUGUCCAUGAGCUGGAGUCCUCUGGGAGUGGGGUUUAUGUACUCCUCUCAAAUUUGUAUGCUCUGAAUGAUAGAUGGACUGAUGUAAAGAGGGUGAGAGGCCUGUUGAGUGCAAAAGGCUUGUGGAAGGAGCCAGGGUCCAGUUUGAUUGAGGUGAAUGGUAAGACCAGUGAAUUUGUAGUUGGACAGACGGACCAUCAAGAUAUGGAUGCGAUAUGUGCAAUGCUUCUUAUGCUAACGAGGCAAAUACAUUUGGAUGGGCUGUAAUUCUUCAGGCAGAUUCUCAGUUUUCGUUGGAGAUUUGAUCUUAUGCAUUCAGAAAAUAUCUACUAAUUUAGUUGGUCCUAGGGACUGGAUAUCAACUUUAGGUAGUCAUUGCACAUUGUUAGCAUCAUGUGGCUACACCUAUUUCUGUGGGUGAAUGGUGAUCAAAUCUAACCUUGGAAUGGUUACUGCACAUUUAUAUUUCAUUGUUUAUUGCUCUUGUGCUUAUGCAGCUUUUCUGGUGUUAAAAAUCUGAACAGCCAAGUGGAGUACAAAGUUAGCCAGACAUGAUUAACAAUGAAUAUCAACCAUUGUUGGGUGCCUCUUGGAGUAUCUUGCCACUCUUCAGUUCUUGAACAUGAUUGAUGGUAAAUUUCAGCAUCAGAACUCCUGGAUUGGAGGAAUGGACUCUGACCCUUACAAGGCACUGGCACAAACCCGGACUAAUUUGUAAUCAUUUUAUACAAGGUGAGGCAAAAAGUUGCUGAACCUUUUACAUCAGAUUGAGUUGAGACUGGUAGAGUUUCUACCCUGCACAUAACUGAGCCAAGAGCUAUGCAGAAUAUACCAGCCUUGUAAACAUGCCUGUUAUUAGUCUCUGAAGUUAUCCUGAAGCCUAGGAGGUGAAGUGUUCUGAAGGAGCAUGAGACAUCAUUAGUUCUUUGUUCUCCUAUCUUUCACUCAACUUGUUAGUUGAUGAAGGGCAUCUGCUUUUUAACAUGACAGGGACAGUUGUUGGAUAUGUCAUAAUUAUAUAUUCCUCAUUAAAGAAGAAGAUAAAGUGUUGUCCAAGAACACUGCUGCCACAGGGGGUCCAAGAGCAUAAAGUGCGGAGAAGUCUCUUGUAUUGAAAUUUGGUCUCCAUCCUGGUGCAUAUAUUGUUUGCCGGACGGAUUGGCGGAAGAGUACAAAAGCAAAGCGAUGUAUUCCUGCAGUUGGUUUUGGGCUUUCAUAACUGACGACUUCAUUUCCUGUAACAAAAUGCGUGCUAACAUGUUAAAAAAGUGAGUUCAUUCUAGUACAUAAAUUCGAAGAAAUUUCUGCCAUGAAUUGAUGUGAAAGACACGACAAUGUGCUGCUUACUAACCAGGUAUGCUAUUUAGAUGCCUUUUCUUCUAACUUUGCAUCCUAAGCACUUUCUAUAGUUGUCAUCUCGAGUUUUUAUCCCUAAGUAAUCACCGAUGAUGUACUUUUGUUUGAAUAAAAUAAGCUAAAUCUUAAUUUCAACUGUGCUUCUGAACCAGCUCAAUGUACAUUUAUUUUAGAAUCUUAGGCAAGUGUUCAACUCUUUAAAACAUUCAAAUUAGUAAAGGAAAAAGAACGUGAAGAACCCACCGUAACUGGCGUUCGUUGAUUCUGGGAUGUCUGUCACCAACCUGUGGCAUGUAUAUAACCAUAAGAAACACUUUUAACUUUCGAGGUGUUACAUUGUACACAUAGAAAAAUAAUUUAGUCCAGUAACUUCUACUAGUUAUGAGAUGUUCCAGGUCUUACCAGUGAAGGUAUUCUCUUUUUGUUGGGUUGCUUGGACUUGGCGAGUCAGGAUCCACCAUCACCUAAAAUCAAGUUAGGUUGUUAGUUUAGGGAGAAUAAUGUUCUUAUCUUAAGACCAUACUAGUUACCAUGGAAGCAAAAUAUGAUAUUUCUGCAGACAGGUCGAUAUGCACUUUCUGAAAUGUACUUUUGCCUUGUAAUUAAGAAGGUGUGCCCAUCAAGAUACUGGAUGCUAGUCAGGAGGCAGACCUGUUCCUAGUGCAUAAUCGCCAAUUAGGCGGUAUAUUUUGGCUAGGAGGGGCUAGGUGGGAGGGGCCCUAGUGCUUAGGUGGGCUAGGCGGUUGCCUUCUAGAACAGUAUUAAGAAAAUAUCCACUACAAAGAUAUCCAUUAACUUGAUGCUUUUCAGACAAAUUUUAAUUGAAUUAUAAAAAGAAGGCAAUGUUAAAUAACUGUAAGGCUAUUAUUUUGUAAGUUUCAGUGGUAGUAUCGUGACUAGAGCACCUUCAUGACGUAAGCAAAACGUGUAGAUUCAUAAUUGUAAGCAUUUAUUGCCGCAUCUAGUCAUGAUGAUUAAUAUUCUUGUACUUCAUCGAUGAUGUGCAUAAUUUUGAUUCCCAGUCAUCACCGAAUGAAAAGAUGCAGGUAUAUGUGCAGACCCUAUAAAAAGUAAGUAGAAUAGUAUCUCUAUAGGAUUCACAUGAAAUAAAGAAAUGUAAGU
Triticum aestivum (bread wheat) is the source of this 4066-nucleotide messenger RNA. RefSeq names its product pentatricopeptide repeat-containing protein At4g38010. The transcript has 2 exons. Gene Ontology annotation, biological process: RNA modification. The coding region runs from base 41 to 1855 and encodes 604 amino acids. The record is from RefSeq and is a predicted model, not a curated record. Lineage: Eukaryota; Viridiplantae; Streptophyta; Magnoliopsida; Poales; Poaceae. Gene Ontology annotation, molecular function: protein binding; RNA binding.